UUCAACUUCAUAAAAGGGGGUAACCAUACACUACUCCACGCUCUGACGUCCGCAUCACUGAUUUUUUUUUUUUUCUAAAUGUGCAUAUUUUUUUCUUCUUCUCAACCAGUCGCUUUCGCAGUCGGAGAAGAAGCUCGGAACCACGUCUCCAUCCGUCCCACGGCCAUUACGCAGGGAUGCUGCUGCUUUAGAUUUGCGUGUUUUUGGGGGGUUUCUUUUGUUUGUUUGUUUGUUUGUUUGUUUAUUUGUGUUUUUUUUCCCUUUUCAUCCACAUCGAGCAAACCCGUAAAACCCGAUCUAUUCGAGCUAAAGAGAAGAAAGGGAGGGAAAAAGAGAACAUCCUCAUGAUGUGGAGCAGAAUCACCGGAACCAUGGUUCGUCCGCAGAUUCGGACUGGGAUUUAAUUCGUCUGACAAGUGGCACGAAAACGCCGCUUUUCUCUUUCUUUCUUUCUUUCUUUCUUUCUUUCUUUCUUUCUUUCUUUCUUUCUAUCUUUCUUUUCUUUUCUCUUUCCUUUUUUGGCGUGCCCUUUCCCCGUUACUUCACAGUUCGACUGAGAUGUGAUCAUGGUACGUGAUAUGCAGAUGUUCCAGCGGUUCUGUGACCUGUACGGAUUUCCAUAACCAGGAAAACACCUUGGGACCAAUUACGAGCUCUUUUUUUUUUUAAUACCCCACUUCUUCUGCUCCUUUUUUGGUGUUGUUGCAGAGCAAUCACACACAUGUGAUCCAGUGGGUUUGAUUUGAGAGAUUGAUUUGGCCCGUUUUAUCCCUCUCUUUUCGUUCCCUGUGUUGGAUUUUUUUUUCUUCCUUUCUUCUAUUCAAUCUGUUCAUCGUUUUGGACCACAGGCGGUUGGAUUACUGAAGGUGUACAUAUAUAUAAACGGAUUUGUGGAAAUGUUGGGUCCUCACCAAGAAAAAAUAUGUGGAUUUCUCUCUGCUCUGACAGUGUUGUCGUCUGUCUGCUUUGUACAAUGCAAUUCUGCUGCAUCUGGAAUAUCUGUGGCCAAAUCGACAGUGGACAAACUGUUGAAGGGGUAUGACAUCCGUCUCCGGCCAGAUUUUGGAGGUCCCCCAGUCAUUGUGGGAAUGAGCAUAAAUAUCGCCAGCAUUGACUCCAUUUCUGAAGUCAACAUGGACUACACCAUCACCAUGUAUUUCCAGCAGAGCUGGCGGGACAAGCGGCUGGCGUACGCAGAGAUGGCGCUUAAUCUGACCCUCGACAACCGCGUGGCUGAUCAGCUAUGGCUACCUGACACCUAUUUCCUGAACGACAAGAAGUCCUUCCUGCAUGGGGUGACAGUCAAGAACCGCAUGAUCCGGCUCCACCCUGAUGGCACCGUGCUGUAUGGACUGAGAAUAACCACAACGGCUGCAUGCAUGAUGGACCUGAGGAGAUACCCCCUGGAUGAACAGAACUGUACCCUGGAGAUUGAGAGCUACGGAUACACCACAGACGACAUCGUGUUCUUCUGGCAAGGAGGCGACAACGCUGUAACCGGAGUGGACAAACUGGAGCUGCCGCAGUUCUCCAUCGUGGAGCUGCGUCUUGUGUCCAGAGAAGUGAGGUUCACAACAGGCUCGUACCCCCGGCUGUCUCUGAGUUUCCGCAUCAAGAGGAAUAUAGGCUACUUCAUCCUGCAGACCUACAUGCCCUCGAUCCUGAUCACCAUCCUCUCCUGGGUGUCCUUUUGGAUCAACUAUGACGCCUCUGCUGCUAGGGUAGCGCUCGGGGUCACUACGGUACUCACUAUGACGACCAUUAACACCCACCUGCGGGAGACCCUCCCAAAGAUCCCCUACGUGAAAGCCAUCGACGUCUACCUCAUGGGCUGCUUUGUUUUCGUGUUCCUGGCCCUUCUCGAAUAUGCCUUCGUCAACUACGUGUUUUUCGGACGAGGACCCCAGCAGCAAAAGAAAAUCAACGAGCGCCUCAACAAAGCUAACAACGAACGCCCACGCUACGAGGACAAACGUCUGCGAGAACAGGACUCCAUUUCAGCGCCGUUUCAAACCAACACCCUCAGGUCAUACACACAGCGAAGAAAUUUGUAUCUCGAAGAACAAAGAAAAGUUGGGGUGGACGCUUACGGGAACAUCCUUCUCACCACUCUGGAGAUGAACAAUGAGGUGAUGCCGUCAGACGUAGGCAGCAGCGUAAGUGACUCGCGCAACUCCGUCAUGUCGUUCGACAGCUCGGGCGUGCAGUUCCGCAAGCCUGUCGGUUCCUCGCGCGACGGUUUCGGCCAUCACUCGCUGGAGCGCGGCGCCAUGCGCAGCCGCGCCAACUGCCGCCUGCGGAGGCGCUCGUCCAAGCUCAAGCUCAAAAUCCCCAACCUGACGGAUGUGAGCACCAUUGACAAGUGGUCGCGCGUGAUUUUCCCCAUCACGUUCGGAUUCUUCAACCUCAUCUACUGGUUGUACUACGUGAAUUGACACACACACACGUCCUCCCAGGAAACAUGGGCCAUAUUUUGAGAGCACACACUGAAUUGGCUUUGAUACAAUUGAAAAAUAUGUAUACACAUAUAGGAAAAGUUCAUACAUGUAUAUGUAUAUGCAUAUUUCUUAUAUCUUAUAUUUCUAUACACGCAAUGCGGAAAGGACCUUUCUGAUGUAAAAAAAAAAAAAAAAAAAGUAUUAUAUAGAUUGACUUGAAUGUUUAAGAAUCACGUGAGACAAACGUUUCUUUUUUUUUUUUCUUCUGAAAACUAACAAAACAAACAAACAAACAUACGAACAAAAAAAUCCUCCUGAGGGGUUGGGACUAAGGACUGCAUGAUAUUUUUGCUAGAAGAAAGAUUGCAAGAUAAACAGAAAAAAAAAAAAACGGAUACGGCAGAACAUCAUCACGGCUUUUUAUCGAAUACAUACUGCGAUCAAGCUUUCCCGAAUGCAGCUCAUGAAAUCAGUCGUGGCUCGUAUGCUUUCGAGCACAGAACGGGCCGAACACGUUCCUCCAGCCCUCAAUCCUCCUAUCAGUGCCCUUCCUUUCGGUCCCUCGUGGAAGGGACUUGUGAUUUUCUCCCCCUGGUUCUAUGCUGUACAGCAAAACUCCUCUUCUGGAUUAUGUGUAGUUUCCUUGAUUUUCUUUUUUUUUUCUUUUUUUGGUGAGAGACUUUUCUCUAUAGGUAUAAAGCUCUGGUCACUGGUUUACACUGGACGGCCAUCCCGCGUUAAUACACACACACACACACACACACACACACACGCAGACCCCACCAAGAGACUCCUUUUUUUUUUCUUUUCAUUUUCGUGAGCGUUUUUUGGAAAUUGUUUCGAUUUUAUUCGGGUUGUGAGGAUUCCGACUAGCCGACUGGUUGCUCUUAUUUUUUUCUUUGAAAAUGUUCUGAAAAGAGCAGUUCGUUCAAAAAGCAUAAAGUUCUAGAGUUAGCGCAUCGCUAGAUAACGAGCCACUUAUACGCAUUGUUCGUUCUUUUUUUUUUUUUGCUUUCCGUUUUUUUUAUUACAUUUUUUUUUUUUUUUUGAGAAAAAGGAUCAAACAACAUCAAGUGUACAUUUCUUCAAUAUCCUCAUCGAAUAUGGUUAGGGAGAAUAACUGUAUUCUUGCUUUCUUCUCGUUCCUAGUGAUAUUCAUCCGUUUUGUAGAUAAAGUGCUCAUCAUUAUCGACUCACCAUCGAUUUUGUGUUGUGCAAGGAUGUGAAAAAAAGAGACCGUGGUGAGCUACAGUUGCUUGUCCGAGCUUGUUUUUUUUUUUUCCGAAGUCAGUCGAUCACCUAUAUGAAGUUGUGUUUCAAAAAUGAACAGAGUAAAACGUGUAUUUAAACGGAUGGUCAUUGUUUUAAAAAUCUGCUAAAUAUUCGAGCCCAUCGUGUGACCUGGUAUUGUACGUGAUAUCUCGCUCAUCUUUAGACGGCCCACAAUUGUUUCGUUUUUGUGUUUUUUUUACUUGUUUAUUUUUUUUUUAGGUUAAUUUUUGGUUCCUCUAUAAUGUGCCUGUCUGCAACCUGAAGUAGGUGUCCUCAAUCGAUCACUGAAGUAAAAGAGGGCUACAAAUGGCGCUCGAUCUUUGACCUGCAGACCCACCCACAGCCCUGAUGUUACACAUCUCUUAGGAUUCAAUCCCAAAGACUGAUGACAUCAGCAUGAUCAGGAAACAAAAAAAAAGAGCUUCUGAGUCUUAAUGGGGCAAAAUAAGAUGUACGAUAAAAGCCAUGAACUGACGUGACAACCAAAAAGGCCUAUAAACCCAUUCUUAUGUCAUUCUUUCUGCUGAAUUUCAGUGUAAAAUCCACUCAUCAUCUCAUGCAGCAAAGGUCAUGUACACAACCACAAACACACACACACACACACACACACACACACACACACACACACACAUAUGCACACCAGUUGUUAUGAGAUCCAUCUUGCUCCAUCCAAAGCUGCCCGAUCUCAGCAGGGUUUGGGUCAUUCAUGAGGUACCAGAUGGAUGUGUGAAUGGAUGGAUGCACAUUGCAAAGGUUUUGUCUUUGACCAGACAUCAGGGCCAGUAGAGCUCGAGAGCCCUGAAAUCUUCUGCGGCCCCAAAGGUUUAGGAGGUUCUGAGCAGGUCUCAGUUCUCAGACCCGAGUAGAUUCCACCGGCUCUCUGCUCUCGCUCUCAUCACAUUCCAUCCACCAUUCCAUAUGAGAACCUGGGACAAGCAGGACUAACGGGAAGAGAAAAGAGAGUGAAAGAAAUAAAACAAUCACGGAAGCUCCUGAAGGUCAAAGAUGUUCACUCAUGAUCACAUGACAGAAAGUGCAGAAAAAAACGGUGGUUUCAAAAUAACUUUAUAUCAAGUGUAGCAAUGUUCAUGUUGCGUGUGUAUUCCAUGAACCAGCACUGAAUGAAAGCAGAUGUGAAGUUUCCUGCAAUUAGACAUUGAUUAAAUGCUCAGUUUUAAUCUUAUUAUAUAAUCACACGUGUGUACGGACGAAGCGGUUCAGACGAGCGCACCCUCUGUAGCUGGAGAAAAACUAUCCCUAGUGUAAUUUGAUAAAGCAAGCGUUUUUCAGCGACUUUGCUCAUGAGGUCACAUGACUUUUGCUUGAAUGAUCGCACGAUUGAAAGGUGGCCAUGGUUUGGUUUAGAAUUUUAUCAGCCCUGUUUGAACAUCCUGGCACCUACUGUAUGUGGAGAAAUAUGUCCAGAUGUUAUAUUACAGGUUUUAUCAAAGGCUAUGAAAAUGAUAUGAGCUUGAACAAACAGUCGUGAAUUUUUCUACGGUAAAUAAUUCAUCACGUAAAUUAGGACACAAUUGUAUUAUUUAUUGGGAGUUUCUACGCAUGCUGCUUAAACGUGAACAUCGAAAACGUAUCCUGGUUCGUUUCUGGGCACGAAUUUAAAUUAGCGAAAAUGAAAACCGUAAAAAUGUAUAUUUCAGCGUGUCAUAAUUGUGUAACGAUAACGAUCAGCGAGUUUUUUUCCCUACAAAUCUGCCGACUCCCAAUGCGAGAGUCGGCGUAAUCAGACCGCGAAAGCGUUUGUACGCAAAAAAACGUGCGACGUCUGUACCUCAGCAAUACGACACGAACACCACAUGGCGAGUCGAUUUCAAGCCUGAGAUCUAUCGAAGAUCCGAUUCCAUUCAAACCUGCGUUAAUCCGAUCCUGUAUCCUGUUCUUGUGAUAAAAAUAAUAACAAUGUGUGUUUCUAAUUGCUAACGCAAACCCCAAAAAAAUUAGCCACGUGAAAUAUACACGCGAUUCUUUAAAAGGCGCUGCUCUGCAUUUCCUGAGUAUCCACAUGCGUCUUUCUUUCCCCGUUAUGAGAUUUUUGGUCAUGCAAGUGAUUAAGUGCAUUCGAUAGAGGAGAUGCUAAUUUACGGCGGGUAACUGGCCAAAAAAAUCUAAAUACUUAAAUAUAUGUAGCA
Messenger RNA from Silurus meridionalis, 5857 nucleotides. It is a transcript of the gene gabrb4, whose product is annotated as gamma-aminobutyric acid type A receptor subunit beta4. The record is from RefSeq and is a predicted model, not a curated record. Lineage: Eukaryota; Metazoa; Chordata; Actinopteri; Siluriformes; Siluridae. Gene Ontology annotation, cellular component: synapse; membrane; GABA-A receptor complex. The transcript has 10 exons. Gene Ontology annotation, molecular function: GABA-A receptor activity; neurotransmitter receptor activity; extracellular ligand-gated monoatomic ion channel activity. Gene Ontology annotation, biological process: regulation of membrane potential; chemical synaptic transmission; monoatomic ion transmembrane transport. The coding region runs from base 897 to 2435 and encodes 512 amino acids.